GAUGCUGAUGCUGCAAGAAAAGUGAAGCUGUCGUAGAGAAGCGCAACCAGAAAUCGUCGUCGGUGAUCGCGUUUUGGUGACGGCCGGCGACACCAAACCUCGUGAUCAGGCGCAUCCAUGCAUCACUGUUUUGCCCAUAAUUGGUGAUGUGCUUGAAGCUAUACAGUAAUUACUAGGUAUCCUUGCUCUGCGUACGUUCUUCGUUUCCCUUGCGUUUCCAGCAUUGUCGGAAUGCUUCCAUCUAAAAUCAUCCAGAAAUCAUCAGCCUCGUUGCGCUGUUCACUCGGUCUCCGAGCAUCGGCAUGGCUGGCGUGAGGGAGAAAAUGGGAAAAAUAGGAAAUAUGAUAGCAUGUUGGGGUUCAACACUCACUUCGUUCUUGCACGCACGCCAGUCCUUCUUAUCGUAGUAGCAGUCGUUCAUUCGAAGCUGUUCCUCUGCACAGCCUGUGCUGAAAAUCCUUUGGUCCCUACGUGCCUUCCAUCAGUACCAUUGAAAAAGAGGGUUCUAUGCACUGUCACGAUUAUCAUCGAAACAUACCAGUCAUCAAGUUCUUCAUCCUCGGCUUUAGUCUCAAUCGGCGUGCCUUGGCUGGCCAUUUGGAAUUUGUCCAAUAUUGUUGUUGGUUUAGGAGAAAAGAUCUGCUCUUCAUCGGACCACCACACAGGCACUCACGAAACCUGCAUCACCAUGGCCACGAAACGAAUGAAUGUCCUGGUGUACUCCGGAACUGGCAGCACAAUCGAAUCGGUCCGCCACUGCCUGUAUACUCUACGAAGGCUUCUUGCGCCCAACUACGCGGUCAUCCCGGUAACUGGUGACAUGCUCAUCAAGGAGCCUUGGACCGCAAGCUGUGCUGCACUGGUCGUCCCCGGCGGUGCUGACCUGGGUUAUUGCACAACCCUCAACGGCGAAGGCAACAGGCGCAUUCGCCAAUUCGUUGAACGUGGCGGCAUUUAUAUCGGAUUCUGUGCAGGUGGUUACUACGGCAGCAGAAGAUGUGAAUUCGAGGUAGGAAAUAAGCUACUUGAAGUUGUCGGUGACCGAGAACUCGCUUUUUAUCCCGGAAUUGCUCGAGGCGGCGCCUAUCCCGGAUUCGUGUAUCACAGCGAAAAGGGCGCCAAAGCUGCCGACUUGAAAGUCGACAAGACCCUACUCACAGCAGGGGCAGUGCCGAAUAUCUUCAAGUCUUAUUACAAUGGUGGCGGCGUCUUUGUUGAUGCGCCUAGCUUCCGAGAGCAGGGUGUUGAAGUCCUGGCAAGUUAUACUGAGCCACUUGCAGUCGAUUCAGGUGAAGGUUCGGCUGCAGUUGUAUAUUGCAAAGUCGGUCAAGGUGCAGCGCUACUCACUGGCCCACAUCCAGAGUUUGCAGCUGCCAACCUGGAGCCAAAAGAGGAAGUACCAGGUUUCUCAGAAGUCAUCGAUUCACUUGCUGCCGACGAGAAACACCGCAUGGGCUUUAUCAAAGCAUGCUUGAACAAGCUUGGUCUGACUGUAAGCGACGAACAAAAUGUACCGUCCCUAUCCUAUCUACAUCUCUCGUCGUCAGAUCCUGCCGAUACAGGUGGCAUCGUGUCUUCUCUGAGUCACCUCAUCGAGAAAGAUGAACACGACCAGGAGCUCCUCAAGGAUGAGAAUGACACAUUCCACAUUAUGAAGCCCUCGAUCUGGAAAAUGGUUGAUCUGGCAAAAGCUUUACCUUCCGAAACAGACGGGAAGGAACCUGCUGAUCAGGCCGAUGGCAGCUCCGAUCGAAUAGUCGACUAUAAUACGGUGAUCAAACAUAUCAUCGUGCACGACGAUGAUUAUCCCGAAUCCAAGACGACACCAUACUUUAACCACCACGCAUUCUACUCGAAUCUGCUACAUUACCAAAGUCAAGUGCCCGGCGCUUCGAACUUUGGCACUCAUUUGCUCUACGGAGAGGUUGUGACAUCAACAAACACUUUGCUAGAGAAGAACACAAAGAUCCUUCGGAAUCUGCCGCAAGGUUUCACAGCCACAGCCACUGUACAAGUUGCAGGUCGAGGCAGAGGGUCCAAUGUCUGGGUAUCGCCUGCUGGAAGUCUGAUGUUCAGUACUGUGAUUCGUCAUCCCAUGGCGCAGAUGCAGUCUGCUCCAGUUGUGUUUGUCCAGUACUUGGCGGCCAUGGCCAUAGUCGACGGGAUCAGAUCGUACGACGGCAACCUCUACAAAGAUAUGCCCAUCAAGCUCAAGUGGCCCAAUGACAUAUUUGCCUUGGAUCCUGUGAAAGCAAAGGAGAAUGGCGGAGAUCGAAACGAGAACUACACCAAGAUUGGUGGGAUAUUGGUGAACAGCCACUACAACACCAAGGAGUACAUCGCGGUUUGUGGAAUCGGUCUCAAUACGGCGAAUGCGGCGCCAACAACAUCGUUGAAUCAACUCACGCAAUACCUGCCCCGCAAGGUGCCGCCGUUCACACUGGAGAAACUCCUGGCACGAAUCCUGACGGUUUUUGACGAUUUAUAUUCUCGGUUUCUAGUGACAGGCUUUGACGAAGUCAUGGAGCAGAAGUACUACGAGCGCUGGCUCCACAUGGAUCAGAUUGUUACCUUAGAGGCCGAAGGUGGCCAGCGUGCUCGAAUCAAAGGCAUUACAAGAGACUACGGACUGCUUAUCGCUGAAGAACUUGGCUGGGAGGACCGUGAGACCGGCAAGAAAUGGACCUUGCAAAGUGAUGCUAACAGCUUUGACUUUUUCAAAGGUCUUGUGAAGAGAAAACUGUGAGACACCGUC
Molecule: messenger RNA, 2755 nt
Organism: Exophiala viscosa
Lineage: Eukaryota; Fungi; Ascomycota; Eurotiomycetes; Chaetothyriales; Herpotrichiellaceae
Product: biotin-protein ligase
Exons: 6
Coding region: 350-2746 (798 amino acids)
Biological process (GO): protein modification process
Cellular component (GO): cytoplasm
Molecular function (GO): biotin--[biotin carboxyl-carrier protein] ligase activity
Source: RefSeq, a predicted model, not a curated record